GUCGUUAAAUUAUAAUUUGAAUCCCUAACCAAGUAGUCAAGAAGUUAUUGUAUAUGUAAUUCAAACGAACAGGAAAGACAAUCGGAUGCUUGCCCUAUUAAGGUUGGAGUACCAAAGGUGAAAAUCCGUAAGGUUCUUGUUUUCUCAUUUAGGUCAAGAAAGAUUUACGACGAGGAAGAGGGUAAAAAAUCAUACGAAAAGAUGUUAGUAUUAUUACUUUUGACAACAAUCCUAUCAGUGAACACUGAAGUCAUUGAAAGAUCUGGUGCUUUGUUUGGUGAAAUUAAUUCUCCUGGUUUCCCAGAACCCUACAUUAAUGAUUUGAAUACAGCAUGGAAAAUCACAGUGCCAACUGGAUUCACAAUCGCAAUUUACUUCAGAGUGUUUAACCUAGAAUACUCGGAAAACUGCGAGUACGAUUACGUGAAGGUUUUCAAUGCGGCUGAACUAAUUUCUACGUUUUGUGGCAACGACGAAUUUGGUAAAGACAGUGCCGCUCAUGACAUUUUACUUAGGUCCACGGGGAGGCAGUUGACGGUUCAUUUCCGUUCUGACUAUUCCAACGAACGACCGCAUGAUGGCUUUGCUGCGCACUACUACGCAGAAGAUAUCGAUGAGUGCGCAACAACAAUUGACAAAUGUGAACAUUUCUGUCAGAACUACAUAGGAGGGUACUAUUGCACCUGUCGAAGGGGAUACAUAUUGCAUAGUGAUAAAUUAGCCUGUACAAGUGAAUGUAGUGAAAACGUAUUGACGACAAUUUCGGGUGACAUAGCAACACCUGAUUACCCAGGUAUCCACCCAAGUAAUUUGGACUGUGAUUGGACAGUUGUUGUUGAAGAAGGCUACGUCAUUAAUAUCGCUUUUACAGAUUUCGACAUCGAGGAACAUCCUGACGUGCGUUGUCCAUACGAUUACUUGAAAAUUGAGAGUGAUGAACAAAAACUAGGACCAUUCUGCGGGUCUAGAAAUCCAGCGAACAUCACGUCUGCGAGUAACAUAGUGAAAAUAACAUUUCAUUCUGAUGGACAGCUUUCUGGUAGAGGAUUCACACUUGAGUACACAACACAAGGUAAGCAAUGCGUCGAUAUUGAUGCUCCAGCCUACGGAUUCAUACAGGGACACGAGAGAACAUUUAAGUCUGUUGUUAUGUUCAGUUGUGCUCCUGGGUACAUCCUCUUUGGGUCGGAGAACAGAGCCUGUCAGGCCGAUGGAAACUGGUCUGGAGAAGAUGCGUUGUGUAAAAUACUUGACUGUGGCACGCCACCGACCAUCGCCCAUGGUAGCUGGACAUCGUCAGAUAGCAAUUUCACUUUUACAAAUAUUGUGACGUACGACUGUGACAAUUUCUACAAACUUCAAGAAAAUAAAGAAAGCCGUCUUCAGUGCCUAUCCAAUGGUACAUGGUCACCCGAAUUACCAGAGUGUACACAGAUAUGUGGUGUAUCAUCCGUACUUCCACAUCCACGCCCAUCGAUUGUAACGUCCAAGAUAUCCGGCGGUCGUGUAUCUUCGCCUGGCUCGUGGCCUUGGCAGGUUUUGUUUAAUAUCCAUGCACCAAGUUAUAGUAUUAUAAAUAACAUUUGCGGCGGGUUCCUGGUUAAUGAGCAAUGGGUCAUGACCGCAGCUCAUUGCUUUAACGACACUUUGUCACCUCUUAGGAGGGGAAUCCUACCUGCCAGCACUGUGACGGUCAAGUUUGGUGUCCAUAGCCGCACUGACAAUAGUGAGUCUACAUUUCAGGUGAAACCGCAGAAGAUCAUAAUUCAUCCCGAAUUUGACCGAGUUCCAUUUGAUGCUGACAUCGCUCUGGUGAAGCUCAACAAGUCUAUCCAGUUUUCGAACACGAUUCGCCCGCUCUGCCUUCCUGAACAAAACCCAAUACCGACGGCAAACAACGAUAAUGCAACGAACACUGACCACGGCGAUGGCGACGACAACCGUGGAGUUGUGAUAGGAUGGGGUAGGAUAAAAACUGGCCAAUUGCACUCUGACUUCCUACGUGAAAUUUAUGUUCCACUGGUAUCAAGACGCAAGUGCGCAGUAGCAUAUGACGCCAUCGAAACAGACACGAAUAAGUAUGACAUCACAAGGAACAUGUUUUGUGCUGGCGUGAGAUCAGGUGGCAGAGACGCGUGCCAAGGAGACAGUGGUGGACCAUUCAUGUUGCGUAACUACGACAACGCUUACUUUGCGCAUGGUAUAGUGUCUUGGGGAAAUGGGUGUGCAAAACCAGGAUUUUAUGGCGUAUAUACCCGAGUUGAAAACUUCGUAGACUGGGCAAACAAUAUAAUUAACACAGAGUAGAUGUUUUACAUUCUUUAAAUCCCUCUCAGUAGGUUUCGCCUCAUUUACCACCACUUAGGCUCUGCCUAUCCAUCCGUGGCUAUAAGCGGCCCCUGGUUCCCAGUCAAUUGAGUAGAAGUCAAGAUAAUUAUAAAAUAGUUUUUAUGUGAAAAAAGUAGUCUGGAUGUUUCAUGUAUCAUUUUAUGCAAAUUAGUGCCGUCAUUACUGAUGUAUAUUUCCGUACUCAGCCAAUUGCAGAACAAAGAUGUGUACAGAUGUAUGUUUUGAGAGUCAAAGAAACUCAUUAUGAUGGAUGCUUCGUAGUCUUUUUUAUGAUAUCAUGAUGUGUCAAUAUAUAUAAAAGCAUACGGUAAUGUUUCAAUUUCUACACUUCGAUAUCUUUUUUGGUAUUAGUUUAGUUGUUAAGUUUAAAAAAAUUGUUGUCUUUCAACGCACCGUCAAUCAACGAGUGCCACUGUUACGAAAAUGUAUGUUUAAACACAUAAAAUAAAAAAUAAAAAAAUAAAAAAACUAUUGACAAAUAAAUGAUUUUAGAAUA
Anneissia japonica is the source of this 2845-nucleotide messenger RNA. RefSeq names its product mannan-binding lectin serine protease 1-like. Gene Ontology annotation, cellular component: extracellular region. NCBI's taxonomy places the organism in Eukaryota, Metazoa, Echinodermata, Crinoidea, Comatulida, Comatulidae. Gene Ontology annotation, biological process: proteolysis; complement activation. The coding region runs from base 202 to 2307 and encodes 701 amino acids. The record is from RefSeq and is a predicted model, not a curated record. Gene Ontology annotation, molecular function: calcium ion binding; serine-type endopeptidase activity. The transcript is spliced from 8 exons.